UUCAUUUAUUGGCCUUUUUUGCUGUUUUGGGGAAUCAAAAACCAACACUGGAGUCUUCACUGCAGGUGUGAAGGUCACCUGAUAAAAAGGGGGCUACAGUCCUCAGAGGGGGUCAGGAUCUUCUCAGUCCAGAAUCUGGUGGACUUCAGCUGCUUCUUUUCCUGAGCUGGUCUAAGUUCAGUCCAGUAGAGGCCCUCAGAGAGGCAGCCAGCACAGAGUGUACUGUGGUCGUCUGUGGACACGAGUGUUUAAGACGGACUGUUCUGAGCGCGCUCCAUCUGCUGUGUGCAGGACUCCGUUUAUUUCAAUAAAGUGUCUAAAAAUUUAUUUCACACCAACAGAGUUUCUCCUCCACGUGAGGUGACGAUGAUACUGCUUUGAGUCAUCCGUGUGUGUGUGUGUGUGUGUGUGUGUGUGUGUGUGUGUGUGUGUGUGUGUGUGUGUAUUUUGUGUGUGGUAUGAAUGAAUCAGGGACACUCUUUCUUCCUCCUCUUCCCUCCUUCCUCCUCUUCUGUCGUGACGUUCUUUCAGGAGGAAACACCACAAACAGUCCUGAGAUAUUCUGAGAGACUUUACUCACUGUGUGUGUGUGUGUGUGUGUGUGUGUGUGUGUGUGUGUGUGUGUGUGUGUGUGUGUGUGUGUGAGAGAGAGAGAGAGAGGGAGAGAGAGAGAGUGAGUGUGUGAAUUUGUGUGUGACUCACAGGGAAAUACCUCUGCAGACAGAGGGAGGGAUUAAAUGGGCAGAGAGGUAUAAUUACAGAGCAGAGAGGGAGAGAAGAAUGACCCUCAGCUCAGUACGGCAAACCAUCAGGACCAGGACCAUCAGGACCAGGACCAUCAGAACCAAGACCAUCAGGACCAGGACCAUCAGGACCAGGACCAUCAGGACCAGGACCAUCAGGACCAGGACCUGAAGGAUCUGGGAUUUUUUCUUCCUGUUUGUGCAUCAAGACCUGCAGACCUGGCCUCUGCUGGACCUUCUCUAAACCUCUACCAGACCUGUGCAAAAACUCGUCUCACCGUCUUUUAAACUUUUGGAAAUAUCUUCUGAGCUCCUGUCCUCUCCACUGACAGCUUCAGAACAACAUGUCUUUGCUGUCAGCCGUGUUCUUCUCCAUGGUCAUCAGUCUGGUGAUCGAUGCUUCUCCAACUGUUUCUCCUGAUAUGGAGGUCGACACAAGGUCUCAGAUCCAGGAGAGGGUCCCGUCCUCAGAUUGUCCAUCAUGCUCUUUGUCUCAGGUGAGGAGGAACUCAUCAUCUCCAGAAGGACAGAGUGACAUGGUGGAGGCAGUGAAACAGCAUAUUCUCAACAUGCUGCAUCUGAACACUCGACCCAACUUGACACAGCCGGUUCCCCGCGCUGCGGUUCUCAAUGCCAUCAAAAAACUACACGUGGGCCAUGUAGCUGAAGAUGGAAGUGUGGAAAUCCAAGAUGGAAGCAAGAGUGCUGGGACGCCAACCCUCACUGAACCACCAUCUGAGAUCAUCACCUUUGCAGAGCCUGGUGAGUCCACCUUCCCUCCAGUAUGAAAUGUUUACGGUGACUUUAGAAGGACAGUCCGAGUCUCGGUCAGAAUGAAACAGUCGUGUCGUAAACUCUCCUUCACCGCUCAAACGUUCUCUAACCACUCUGAGAUCCACCAAGCUCCGAGGUCCUCAGUCUCUCUAAACCCGGCUUAGUCUCAGCAGAUGACGGUCAGUCUGGUUCUGCUCGGGGUUUCUGCCUGUUAAAAGAGGUUCUUCCUCUCUUCUGUAACCUGAUACAGAAUUUCACUCACCUGGUUGAAGAUCAGGAUGGGAGUGGGUCUGAUCUUAAGGUCUGAUCAUCAAGAUUAUUGAGGGUCUAAAAGUGACACAGAUGUUGACUGAGGUCUUUCUUCUUUAUCUUACAGGAGGAAUGUCCAGUAUUGUUAAAGGAGGGCAGGGUGAGGGUGAAUGUGUGGAUGUGGAGUGAAGGGGUGAAUACAGUGUUCAUGGGUUGGUGGGACAUACAGUCUUCAAGAGCCCAAAGAGAGAGACGUGGGUCGGUUUUAGUUUUCAGUUGUGGGAGCUGCGGUUGUGCGAACAGAAGUCAAAGUUAUCUGACGAUGUCUCAUCUCCACGACACGACGCUUUAUUUUGAAAUCUUCACAAAAAUCGGCCUUUUAUUGACAAACAUGUCAAAGUCUGUGCCCGGUCGCCCCUCUGCUUAUAUAAACGUACAGAAUGUCUUUGUGCUAAAAAUAGGUUUGUCUUUCAUAGGAGACUCUGAUUAAAAAUGUCCCUCAAAUUAGAGGACAGUGGGGUGGAGGACAUACCGAGGGGUCCCAGGCCGUAAAUAAUCCGUCCAUUCAGACAAAUCUGGGCCUCAGUAAUUAUUCUGCGAGAAGACAAAGGCUGUGUGUGUGUGUGUGUGUGUGUGUGUGUGUGUGUGUGUGUGUGUGUGUGUGUGUGUGUCAGACCCUCUAACAGCGUCCCCUUUUCUUUUUUUAGUGUCUCUGCUCACAUGAAUAUAUUUAGAGGCGGCGGCUUCAUUCAUGUCGUUCUGACUGAUGAUCAGAAACAGAAGCUUCAGAUUCUCGAUGACGAACUUUCAGAUCGAUGUUGAUUAUAAAACACACUCAGAAUUUGGGGGCGGAGCAUGACUCCCGUAAAUGUGCUCCUUCACUGACACGAACGUUUUUCUGUGCUGCAGGAGACGCUCCAAACUCGGUGACCUUUGACAUCUCCACGGACGAAGGCUCAUCAUUGGUUGAACAGGCCAACGUUUGGAUCUUCCUGAAGGUGUCGAAGGGAAACCGAGCGAAGGGCAAAGUGGUGCUGCGGCUGCUUCAUCGCCACAGUGAUGAUGAGAAUGGUGGCGUUGAGAAGGACAGUAUCUCAGAGAAGAUGGUUGACACUCGGCGAAGUGGCUGGCACGCCUUUGCCGUCUCUCACCAUGUUCAGACUCUGUUGGAUGGCGGCGGCAGCUUGUUUGACCUGCAGGUGUCUUGCCCGCUGUGUGCUGAGGGCGGGGCCUCACCCAUCCUGGUAACAGGAUUUGGGGGCGGGGAUCAGUCUCACCGACCUUUCCUCAUGGUGGUGCUUCGACCCCUGGAAGAGGUCACCCAGAGGCGGGUCAAACGGGGUCUGGAGUGCGAUGGGAAGACGAGACUCUGCUGCAAACAUCAGUUUUACGUGGACUUCAAAGACAUCGGCUGGAGUGACUGGAUCAUCGCUCCGUCUGGUUACCAUGCCAACUACUGUGAGGGUGACUGUCCAAAUCACAUGGCGAGCUUCAGUGGCUCGUCUCUGUCCUUCCACGCCACCGUCAUCAACCAUUAUCGCCUUAGGGGCCACAGUGCGUUUCAGAACACGCGGUCGUGUUGCGUGCCCACGAGGCUGCGCGCCAUGUCGAUGCUUUACUUUAACGAGGAGCAGAAGAUCAUCAAGAAAGACAUUCAGGACAUGAUCGUGGAGGAGUGUGGCUGCUCGUAACCAUGGAGACCUGUCCUGUCUUAUGCACAUGACCAUUUUUAAUGUUUAGUAACAAACAUGGCGUCCCUUACAGAUGGAGUCUCUUUCAAAGGAGUUUUGGUCCUUAAGGGCCACCGUAGCUUCUUCAGCAGGACAGGCGAGCGAGGGAGCGUUUCAGUCUGGACUCCAUGUGGUGGAUUCUCACCUCUGUUCCUUUCCUCUGAUUUCCUCUGUUAUUGUGAUGAACUGAGACUCAGAGGAGAUCCAUCGAUCGGUUCAUGACUGAAGGUCUGAAAUGUUUUUCUCAGUAUUUGACUGUGAAGUCAUUUUUACUGUUAAAUGUUGUUUAUUAUGAACUGUGACAGAAAUUUGAUUGAACUGAAACCAAAGACGACACUGAUGAUGGAGGUAAAGUUACUGCUGCUCUUAUCAUCGUUAUUAGUAGUAAAAACAUCGGCUCUAGUGUUACGACAGUUUUAUAAAAUACAUUAGCA
Xyrichtys novacula (pearly razorfish) is the source of this 3930-nucleotide messenger RNA. Lineage: Eukaryota; Metazoa; Chordata; Actinopteri; Labriformes; Labridae. The record is from the annotation of a GenBank genome assembly.